This is a messenger RNA of Topomyia yanbarensis, 4365 nucleotides long. RefSeq names its product sestrin homolog. Bases 1214 to 2506 code for a protein of 430 amino acids. The transcript is spliced from 8 exons. Gene Ontology annotation, biological process: positive regulation of macroautophagy; cellular response to L-leucine; regulation of response to reactive oxygen species. NCBI's taxonomy places the organism in Eukaryota, Metazoa, Arthropoda, Insecta, Diptera, Culicidae. The record is from RefSeq and is a predicted model, not a curated record. Gene Ontology annotation, molecular function: oxidoreductase activity, acting on peroxide as acceptor; L-leucine binding. Gene Ontology annotation, cellular component: nucleus.
CCUGAUAGUCGCCCGGCAGGCAAGCUUAGUCUGCUAAAAGCCGUCGCUGUGAACGGAUGAGAAAUUGGAUGGGAAGAAUAGCCUUGCUAGGACGGAAGAGCGCACUGCACACACAGGGGCCCGAUUUGCCAGUGAAGGAUUUUUCGGAGAUUUUCAGUUUCUUUGCUUUGUCUAGUUAGUUCGUUGGGAGUUGGACUUUUUCGCGCAGCAAGAUUGACUGCACGUGCCGUGGAACAGGAUAUUAUGAAGGAUAUUCAAGCAAUACCUUGCGUCGUUUUGCGUUGAUUCGAGACGAAAAGGCUGAUUGGAGAAAAGUGGCCCCCACUGGGAACGGUGAAGAGAAAAUUCGUUUAGGGAAAUGCAUGAUAACCUAGGAGAAAAAUUAAUAUAAAUAAGAGAAAACGUACCAGUUGAUAAGUGUUGACAAGACGAGGCCGAAGACACGGCGUUUUUUUUGUGUGUGAUAUCAACGACGAGUGGUGUUUGUGUCGCGCUUGUUUGUGGCCACUGAUCUUGAGUCCGUAGGCAACAGUAGCCGGUCGGUUCGGUUGGGUCGGUCGGGUUUUUAUUAUUAUUACAUUUUAUUAUAAAGUGUCGGCCCAUAUACAUAUACGUGACUCUGCGGUGCUGUGGAGGAGACUGUUGGAUGAAACAGCGGAGAGGUGAACCGGGGGGCAGUUGGAGCAAAGCAUAAUAAAAACGAGAAUCGUUCCGCUGAUAUACGCUGGUUGGUGACAAGUGAGACAACAAUUGUACCCGAGUUGGACCGAGUGUAGCUUACAAGAUAAACUACACAAAGGAUUGCCACAACACGCGCUUUAUCGGAGGCAGCCGGUUAUUAUUACGUUCCUGUUUUGCAGUUGGCCGAGAUUGUUUAUUGCAACUUUACGAAAACAAUUCCCCGGCUCGUGUUCACCCCGGCUACCCCACGAGCUUGCAAUUGAGUGAUUUAAGUCGCGCCCGGUUGCGAAGGGAGAAAAAAAACUCGCGAAAACAAAAUUAUCCCGCGUGUGUUUGUGAAUGCACGAGCUAAAAUAUAGCGGAAGGUGAACGAACGCGGUUGGUUGAAAACAACUUGCAAUGAUAAAGUGGGGGCAUCCUUAAUUCAAAGUGUAUAGAAUCUAUGACCGCGGAUCGUAAAUUGGUGGAUAAAAAGCGCAUCUUGUUCUGCUGAUUGGCUUGGGUUCGACAUCGCUUCGGGAGAGAUUUUCCCAUGUACUCAAUGGUGGACUGCUACAACGGUAUGGGACAGCUGGGGCAAGAGUACGGGUCAAAAAACCCACUGAUGGACAACGCCAAACUGGACCACGUGACGAAGGUGAUUGCGUACCACCCGCGCUACCUGGAGCACUAUUUGAAUACCCAGAACUUUGUGAUGAACUGCGAUGGACCGUUGCCGUUCGAACAUCGAUUCUAUAUUGCCAUAAUGGCUGCCGCCAGACACAAAUGUACCUACCUCGUUAAUUUGUACGAAAAGGAAUUUCUGCUGCAGGGUGGUGACCGAAGUUGGCUGAAAGGGUUGGAAUAUAUUCCCGCCAAGCUGCGUGCCAUAAGCGAUAUCAACAAAAUUCUAGCCCACCGUCCCUGGCUGCUGAGUAAGGAGCACAUAGAGCGAUUGACCAAAGGUCAGAAUAGCUGGUCACUAGCGGAGGUGGUACAUGCAAUUGUACUACUUGCCCACUUUCACUCCCUGUCGUCCUUCGUGUUCUCCUGUGGCCUAACUCAGGAGCUGGACACAUCUAGUCAAAAAAUCGAAAACAAUAACAUUGUACUACAAAAGACUGAUCUAGAGCAUCUGAAUGGAACAGACGUUAGUAUACCGCAAACCGAGGUGACGGUGGACGCCCUGAUGCAACGCAUGAAGCGGCUGUCGGAGAAGAGCAUCGAAUGCACGGAAACUGAGCUGAGCAAUCGUUUCAAAAAUGUGGAAAUGCAGGCGGCUGAGCUGCCGGCCGUCGUUUCCCGGGAAGGCAUCGUCGAUGUGCCCCAGCAGAUUGGACGCUACGUGGACGAUCCGAACUUCACUUAUCAGGACUUUGCGCGACGUGGAGCAGAGAAUAUCCCGCAGACGUUCCGGAUACAGGACUACUCGUGGGAUGACCACGGGUAUUCGCUGGUGAACAGGCUGUACAACGAUGUCGGUUUCUACCUGGACGAUAAAUUCCGCGUAGCAUUCAGCCUGACCUACUAUACGAUUGCCGGUCGGACCAACGUUGAUACGUCCAAGUUUCGGCGGGCCAUCUGGAACUAUAUCCAGUGUAUCUACGGAAUCCGACACGACGAUUACGACUACGGGGAGGUUAACCAGCUGCUCGAUCGAACGCUAAAAAUGUUCAUCAAAACGGCCUGCUGCUUCCCGGAAAGGAUCACCAAGAACGACUAUGACAGCGUGCUGGUGGAGUUGCAGCAUAGUGAGAAGGUUCACGUCAAUCUAAUGAUACUGGAGGCGCGGAACCAGGCGGAGCUGUUGUACGCCUUACGUGAAAUUAUGCGUUACAUGACAUGAUUCAGGAAGUCGCACGGAAAGAUUCAGCUUGCGAAACAGCUAAGGUUUUUUAUCAUGUAUAAUAGGAUCUAGUGUUAGAAGUGAUUAUUUUUAAACUGUGUCUUCAGGCAACAGCAGUGAAACAGAGAAUUUAAAUGCAUCUAUGUUAAUGACUUUCAUAUGUAUUUUUAAGUAGAGAUGUCGAAAAUGUGACGAGAAGAGCUAAAAGCUGAUUGGCAAAAGAUUUGUCCGGUGAUAUAAAUGUUAACACAAAAUAAGAGCGUACAGGCUUAGAGGAUCAAGGUACUUGUUGCAGUCGAAACCAAUAAAAGUGAUUGGAGCCAUAUUUCAUAUAAGUAGAAAUGGCUGAUGUUCAGGGCAUUAAAUAACAUUAGUAGUAGAAGCAACUGGUUGCACGAUUUAAUUAUUAGCUAGGGAAGAGUAACAAAUUUUUGAGAUAAACACAAAUGCACAAUCUAAUCAUCCCAUUCAAUCAAUUAAGUGAUUGAAUUUUGUCCUGAAGAAUUAUUUCUCGUUACAAGCCAUUUACUGGAAACGAUUACUUCUAUCUGAAAGUGGUAAACUGUACACAGAAAAACAUCACCCAUUAACCGUUCGUAAAAUCCAAAUCUUCAAAAUUGUUUCUGUUUUUCGCAUGAGGCUGUGCAGCUGGAGCAUAGGACAGUGUCUGGAAAUAGCACACGAAAUAUUCGUUUACCAGAAAGGGUUUUAUUUGAAGAAUUGGCAUUGGUAGGUCACAUAUUUAUGUGGGUUUUUAUACGUCUUGAAUACCUAGAUCUCAAAUCAGAUGCGAAAUCUAAAUUUGUUAGUUUGUUCCCAUAUUGAUGCGUGUUCGCAGUGCUUUUAUAGUUGCAUGUAAUUUAAUAUAUAUUGUUGCUAGUUAUGCUAGUUUUGUCAAACCAAAAGGUAAUCGCGCAAAUAAACCCAGCUUUCCAGAGCAACAAAUAACAAUUGAUAUUAAUCAAUUUUGUCGAACCUAGUCCAUGAGAGAACCUAUUUCGAUAAGUACGGAGCAGAAACAAAUGAGCUAGAACAUAGAAGUCACAAAUAGCUGAGUGAAUACGUAUCAUAAAAGUCCAUCAGAAACGCAUGUGUUCAAUCAAAUGUGAGCGGAAAUGAAAUUAAGCAUCACGCGUUUCAAUACCUUCUAAAAAUCUUGUCCAAUACAACUUUCCACCUGAUCUUACUAGAAAGAACACAACAACGGUGAAUAAGCUAACCAAUUGUGUCAAUCGAGGAUUGAACAAUAUUAAGAAAAUUGUGAUUCGUUUGUGAUGGAAUGUGACAAAAGCUUCUUUUCUCAAAACUGUAACAAAAUGUAUAAGAAUCGUAACAAUCAAAGAAAAGUGUUGGCCAAGAAAAGCCUCUUUUGAAGGCGGGUCCUUUUUGGUGGACAACACUUUUAGAAAUAGGUGUCGCACUGUUGAUAUGCAAUUCAGUAAUAAUACAAAAGAAAUAAUAAAUAACAGAAAAGAGUUGUUGAUCAUUCAAUUGUUAAUGUUUUGUUAAUUGUAAAAAGAUUGCUUCAAUCUAAUAGUAGGAUGGUCCCAUCAAGGACACGACGAACCAGGCUUAUAUUUUUAUGUUUCGUUGAACAUCUUGUAAGAAUUUUAUUCACAAAUGUGUAAAGCAUGAGAUAAAUAAACCUAUAUACCUCUACAGAUACUGUGGAAAACUAAUCAAGGUAACAAUAAUAAUAUAAAUAUAAACACAAAAGCACUGACCGCAACGAGUCUAUAAACAAAACUGAAAUUAUACACUGUGUUAGAUUAUUUUGAAGCAGUGAGUGGAGGCGAGGAGAAAUCUGUUUAGUUUGCUGAAGGAAACUGACGUGAGAAUAAAUGAAAAGAUCUUUAAAA